AUGUACUUAAAGUCAGCAUUCGUUUCUGCUAUUACCAUCCAGAACCUACAAAGGUUGCUACAAGACAUUCUUUGGAAAUUAACUAACUUCCUUCCUUCCGUCCUUCUCUCGUAUCCCAUCCCAGAGCGGGGAGGAGUGGCAGAGCCAGCAUCACAGAGCAAGGUGCAGACCUUGAGGGGUGAGGCAGAUGAACUCAGUGACAAGAUGAAGGAGAAUAUGAAAGGAAUCAUUAAAAAAGGAGAAAAGGUGGUCGACCUCCUCACCAGAUCAGAGAAUAUGAAAAAGGAGGCUGAGGACUUCAAGUAUAGGAGUAAGGAAGUGGAGAGCAAAUACUGGUGGAAGAACGUCAAGCUUAUCACGGUCAUUGUGGUGGUCGUCCUCAUCGUCAUCCUUAUCAUCAUCCUGCUGGCCACCGGAGUCAUCCCUGUCAGUGCCCCUGUGCCUCCUGUAGUCACUCCCUCCUCCAAGCCAUAAACACACACACACACACACACACACACACACACACACACAUAAUGUACCCGCAGCAGACACAAUGAAAUCAUAAACAAACAUAUGUCUAUCACAACGUAAACAAAGUAUCACUCACACAAAUGAGUGCAUUUAUCUCAGCAGCCCUCUUACAUGUGAACCUUUACAGAGGACAGCAAUUGUUGCGUUCUUGCAUUUUUUUUUCUUAAAUGCAAAAUUCUGAGGCAAAUAGAAAUGACAGUACCACUUUGUUUUACAGCCUGCAAAUUAGAAUGUAUAUUGUUUUCUAAAUAUGUGGUGCAAACAAACUUUGAAAUAAAUUACUCUGUAUUUAUUUUUUUAAAUUGCUGAAUACCUAAGCAGACUCUACCUGCUGAGGCGGCUCAGGUCUUUUGGAGUGCAGGGGGCGCUCCUGAAGACCUUCUUUGACACUGUGGUGGCAUCAGCCAUCUUUUAUGGAGUUGUCUGCUGGGGCAGCAGCGUCUCGGCUGCAGAUAGGAAGCGACUGGACAAGGUAAUCAAGAAGGCCAGCUCUGUCCUGGGAUGCUCUCUGGACUCUGGGGAUCAAUAAAGAUGUAUCUUAUCUUAUCUUAUCUUACUUGUGCUUUAAUAAUUACAGAGUGCAUUAAGGUUUAUUCAGUAUCCGUACUGGGUAAAAGGAAUUCACA
This is a messenger RNA of Epinephelus moara (kelp grouper), 1139 nucleotides long. RefSeq names its product vesicle-associated membrane protein 8-like. Gene Ontology annotation, biological process: vesicle-mediated transport; Golgi ribbon formation. Gene Ontology annotation, cellular component: membrane. The record is from RefSeq and is a predicted model, not a curated record. NCBI's taxonomy places the organism in Eukaryota, Metazoa, Chordata, Actinopteri, Perciformes, Serranidae. The transcript has 2 exons. Bases 1 to 474 code for a protein of 157 amino acids.